Erpetoichthys calabaricus (reedfish) is the source of this 4330-nucleotide messenger RNA. Its product is annotated as stonustoxin subunit alpha-like. Bases 603 to 4166 code for a protein of 1187 amino acids. Gene Ontology annotation, molecular function: GTP binding; protein binding. The transcript has 3 exons. The record is from RefSeq and is a predicted model, not a curated record. NCBI's taxonomy places the organism in Eukaryota, Metazoa, Chordata, Cladistia, Polypteriformes, Polypteridae.
AGACGUGCAUAGUUACAAAGAAAUGACACAAUAAGAGAUGAGACAAUCAGAGGUUCAACAAAAGAGGGAGAGAUGUCUAAGAAAGUACAGGAAAGGAGGUUUAAGUGGUGUGGACAUGGGAUGAGGAGAGAUAAGGGAUAUGUGGGCAGAAGAGUGAUGGGAAUGGAAAUACAGGCAAGUGGAAGUGAGGGAGGCCAAAGUGGAUGGGGAUGGAUAACGGAGAAGAAGAUCUGAAGGAAAAGAUUCUGAAGGGGAGGAGGUGCAGGACCAAGCUGUGCAGGACUGGCUGAUCAGGCACAUUGACCCCACAUAAAAGGGAAAAAUGUUGAAAAGCAAGAAGAAGAUUCCACCAUGAAACACAAUCAGAGGAUUAUAAUAGGAGAAACCAUUUCCAAAUGACUUCAUUUUGUAAGUAAUAAUUAUAUUUAAAACAAUUUGAAAUGAAAUUUAUUAAUAUUUCAAGUCUGAAUAUACAGGGUGAGCCAAAAACAAGUACAACAUUUCAAAUGUUUAUUCCACAAAAAACAUUAAAAGAUAAAAUAAAUUUCAUUACAACACAAUAAAGGGAAUACAAAAUAGAUUUCUUUCACAGUGUUUUAAAAAUGAUGUCUUCAAGGUGGUGGCCAUCAUUGGUGAUACAUUCGUCGAGACGAUUUCUGAACGCUCACAUGACUCGUUCGGCCGUUUCAAGUGGGAUAGCGGUGAUUACGUGGAAAGGAUUGUCAUCUCAAGAUAGCUCACCUUUGGAGAUGGCCGCCCUUGGCCGACCUUUCCAGGUGGGGAUGCUCUAUGACUGUCGCACUGAUUCACUCAUUCCAGAUGUCACUCUAUGGGACUUGGAAAACCUCAAGAAAGACCUCAAAAUGAAACCCCAGAAGAACACGCAGGUCAACAUCAUCACUUUGGACUCCUUGGAUGAGAAAACUUCCAUCUUAAAUAUGACAACAUCUCUUAAAGCGAGCUUCUUGUGUGGCUUGAUUGAGGUUGAUGGAGCUGCCAAGUACCUCAAUGACACCAAAUCAUCCAAACGACAGUCCAGGGUCACCCUGCACUACAGCACAACCACCAGAAUGGAGCAGCUCACCAUGAGCCACUUGGGGAAUCAGAACGUCGUCUAUCCAGAAGUGUUUGAGCAGAAAUCGGCCACCCAUGUUGUCACAGGUGUGUUGUAUGGAGCUCAGGCUUUUUUUGUUUUUGAUCAAUGGGACUCUAAAGAGGAAGAGAACCAACAUAGUAAAGGAAAAUUAGAAACAUUAAUUCAAAAAUAUAUUUCCGUAGAUGGAAAAAGAGCCCUUAAAAUGACAGAUGCUGACAAGGAAACCGCUGAUCAUCUUAACUUCACAUUCUAUGGUGAUUUUCUCCUUGAUCACAAUCCUACAAGUUUUCUGGAUGCCAUGCAGAUUUACAACAAUUUGCCAAAGCAUAUUGACGAAGAUGACAAGCUUGCUGUGCCCGUCCAGGUCUGGUUAUACCCGCUGAAACAUCUCAACUCACAGGCUGCUCAGCUGGUACAAGAGAUCAGUGUGGCACUCGUGUCCAAAUCUCAGGAGGUUCUGGAGGAAUUAGACGAGCACAUCAUGAGGUGUAAUGACAUCAUGAAGGACGGUGUUGUCAAUAACUUUACUAUAAUUAGGAAAAAUGCAAAUGACUUCAAAUCAAUACUUAAUCAAUUUAAAAAUACCUUUCAAAAAGAACUGGCAAGGAUCUUGCCAAAUAUCAGGGGGGGUGACGCAAGUGAAGGAGAGCUGGCCAACAUUCUGAAGAAGAAGGAAGAGUCGCCAUUUAAGAAGUUUGUCAUAACAACAUGGCUGGAUAAAAGAGAAAAGGAAAUCACUAUGCUCAGAAGUUUCUUUAAUCGAAUUAAUGAAAUAAAACUUGAUAUUGUUAUAAAUGACCUGGAUACAUUAAUUUACAAUACUAGUAUUAAAAAUAUUGUCUGUUUGACGUUCACUUCACUCCAUGUGUGUCAGUCAUACAUGUCAGAAAUGGAACGCUAUCUUCAAGCCCCUUCUAGAAAGUCCUCAUAUCAUCUGUCAGAGCCAAGUGAAGAGUUAAUCAUCCAGAAUUUCAGACAGCAUUCCCAGCGUUUCAUUGAGUUUGCUGAAAUUAACCAAAGUAGCAAGACAACGAGAUUUCUCGUCCGGUCAAAGCCUGAUGGUGAAUAUCUUGGGGCAACAAUCUAUUUGUAUAAAUGUGGGCAUCUCAUCAAUCACAACUUUCAGCUUACAUCAAAACCUGAGACUCUUGUGGUUGACUCCCAAACAGAAGACAGUGUAACCCUAAAGUUAAGACCACCAAAGUGUGACUUAGAAGGGUACAGAGUGGAGUAUAAGCGACUAGAAGAUGAAGAGUGGAAGACUGUGAACACAACUGAUAAAAAAUAUACCAUCAAAAAGUUACAUCCAGAUUCAACAUAUCAUCUCAGACACAGAGCCGUUUGUGAAGUUGGUGUGAGUCAGGCCAGUGAUACGAUUGAAGUGAGGACACUGCCCAUUAUAAAGCCUACGGGAAGACAUGCUAUAAAAGACAAAUGUAAGGAGAUGAAAGGUGGAAAAUUAAGACUUUAUCUUUUGCCUUUGAAAUCACAGUACAUAAAUACUGUGAAGAAGAUAGAAACAUUUCCCUUUGGAAACAGAACAUCCAUCAAACCUUCAAAAUCAAUUAUGGUCCUUGGAGCAACAGGUUCUGGCAAAUCCAUCCUGAUCAAUGGAAUGGUCAACUACAUCUUAGGUGUCCAGUGGGCGGAUGACUUCAGGUUCAAGUUAAUCCAUGAAGAAACAUCUAGAAGUCAAGCUGAAAGCCAGACGUCUGCCGUCACUGCCUAUGAAAUGAACUACCAGGAUUGUUUCAAGGUACCAUACUCCUUCACUAUAAUCGACACACCAGGUUUUGGAGACACCAGAGGAAUUGAUCGGGACAAACAAAUCACUGAGCAGAUACGAGAAUGUUUUUCAUCUCCACAGGGGGUCCAGCAUAUUAAUGCGGUUUGCUUUGUAGUUCAGGCCUCCCAAGCUCGACUCACACACACACAGAAGUACGUCUUUGACUCCAUUUUGUCCAUUUUUGGUAAAGACAUAGCCAAUAACAUCCUGGUCUUGAUCACAUUUGCAGAUGGACAGCGUCCACCGGUUCUGGAUGCCAUCAAGGACUCUAACAUACUGUUCCCCAAAGAUGAGAAAGGGAGCCCUUUAUUUUUCAAAUUUAAUAAUUCGGCCCUUUUUGCUAAUAAUGACAAGAGUAAUAGCAGUGAUGGUCUGAUGUUUGACAAAAUGUUUUGGGACAUGGGUGCAAAGAGCAUGGAGGGUUUUUUUGAGACCUUAGAGACGAUGGAUGCUAAAAGUUUAGCACUAACUAAAGAGGUGCUUAAAGAGCGCAAGCGCUUGGAGACGGUAGUGGAUGGACUGCGGCCUCAAAUUAGUAAUGCACUGAGUAAAAGUGAAGAAAUGAGACAGACCCGUGACAUUUUAAAUAAGCACAUUACUGACAUAGAGAGCAACAAAGAUUUUGAGUAUGAAGUGGAGGAAACAGAGACAAUAAGAGAGAGCAUUGCAGGCACCGGCAAGUUCAUCACUAACUGCCAGAAAUGCAACUUCACCUGUCAUUAUCCAUGUGGGUUACCAAAUGAUUACGAUAAGAUCGAAUGUGCUGUUAUGAAGGAUGGAGUCUGCACUAUUUGUCCCGGUAAGUGUGAGUGGAAUAUUCACUCCAACCAACAGCACAGAUUCAUCUAUGAAACAAAAAAAGUCAAAAAGACGUAUGAUGAGCUUAAGAAGAAAUAUGAAGAUGCACAAGGGGAACUGAUGACAACUGAGAAACUGUUUGAUCAGCUUCAGCAUGAACUGGAUGAUGUGACAAACUUGAUUUACAAACUUAUUACAGAGUCUCAUGAAAGUAUUAAACGACUUGAUGAAAUCGCCCUCAGACCAAACCCGCUCUCCUCUCCAGAGUACAUUGAGCUCCUCAUUCAGGCUGAAGAACAAGAAGGAAAGCCGAGAUGGAUGGAUCGAGUGAAGUCACUGCGGGAAGUGAAAGAAAAGGCAGAAAUAAUAGCAAAUCUCAGUAGAAAUGAAGAACUCUCACCAAGUCACGAAACCAAAAGUCAAAAGAGAAAAUCGUCAGAGACACUGUGCCCACAGAAUAUCAAAGUUACAAAGCGGACCUUUUGAAUAAAAAAUCAAAAAUUGUCAAUAGUAAAUUUGCUAUAUGUGGUUCAAUCUCGGUUACUGAAUAACUGUUUUUGGACCUUUGUUAUCACUCAACUGAAGACAUCUGUUAAGAGAAUAUGAUUUAAUUAUGAUGUGAUAAAGAAUGUUAAAGUGCGUUUUAUUUA